AUGGAGGCUGACAAGUCCCAAGAUCUGUUUCCAGGAAGCUGGAGACCCAGGAGAGCCAAUGGUGUAGCUCCAGUCCAAAUACCAUCAGGCUUGAGACCCAAAAAGAGUGGAGAGACGCAGAAAUCCAGAGAUCUCCUUGCUCCAACCGAGGUACCAGGUGCAGGUACUCGCAACUCCUUCUGCUACAACGGGCUGAUUCACCGAAAGUAUGUGGGCAUGGAGCCGGCAGCCGACAGCAAAGGUGUCCUGGUGGUCACGAAGCGGAGAUCCGGCCAGUGGAAGCCUGCCAUCUCUUACGUGCGGACCACCAUCAACAAGAAAGCUUGCGCCAGGCUCAGCAGCAUCAGACACAUGAUAGACAAGAACAAGUACCAGCCCAACCUGCGCAUGGCAGCUAUCCUCAGGGCCAGCGCCAUCCUGCACAGCCAGAAGCCUGUGAUGGUGAAGAGGAAGCGGACCCAUCCCACCAAGAGCUCCUGA
This is a messenger RNA of Callithrix jacchus (white-tufted-ear marmoset), 480 nucleotides long. NCBI's taxonomy places the organism in Eukaryota, Metazoa, Chordata, Mammalia, Primates, Cebidae. The record is from RefSeq and is a predicted model, not a curated record.